This is a messenger RNA of Mytilus trossulus (common blue mussel), 2244 nucleotides long. Its product is annotated as DNA-directed RNA polymerase III subunit RPC8-like. The record is from RefSeq and is a predicted model, not a curated record. Gene Ontology annotation, biological process: transcription initiation at RNA polymerase III promoter; DNA-templated transcription. Bases 153 to 767 code for a protein of 204 amino acids. The transcript has 8 exons. Gene Ontology annotation, molecular function: DNA binding; DNA-directed RNA polymerase activity. Gene Ontology annotation, cellular component: RNA polymerase III complex. NCBI's taxonomy places the organism in Eukaryota, Metazoa, Mollusca, Bivalvia, Mytilida, Mytilidae.
CCAAAGUAAAGCGAAAGUACAAAGUGAAACUAGAAACAAUGUGGAGAUCGACGUCGAGAUGACGCUUAUAUAGAAGUAGAAGACAGUUGAAGUCAAACAUGCAUUAAUAUUUUAUCUGAAGACAAAAAAUGUAACCAAAGAAGAUCUUGACAAUGUUUGUGUUGGUAGAAAUGAAAGAUACCGUGAGGAUCCCACCAUGGCUGUUCAAUAUCAAAUUCAAUGAUGCAGUAAAUGAGGCUCUGAACAAAAAAUUUGCUAAUAAGGUAGUACAUAAUGUUGGACUAUGCAUUGCAUUGUGGGAUAUCACCAAAAUUGAGGACAGUUUUAUAUUCCCAGGAGAUGGAGCCUCACACUCAAUAGUUCAUUUCAGAUAUAUAGUGUACCGACCAUUUAUUGAUGAAGUGUUGACUGGUAAAACUAAAAGUUGUAGUAAAGAAGGAGUUUAUGUUUCUAUGGGUUUCUUUGAUGACAUAUUAAUACCUGCUGAUGCCAUGCAGCACCCUUCAAGAUUCGAUGAUAAAGAACAACUUUGGGCAUGGAGUUAUGAAGUUGAAGAAGAAAAACAUGAUCUUUUUAUGGAUAUUGGUGAAGAAAUUAGAUUCCGAGUUGUUGACGAAACUUUUGUAGAUACUACACCUACAGGACCAGAUGGUACCAGUGUUGACACCAGUGAAAAUCCUGAUCCGGAAUCAAAGAAAUCCCCAUACACAAUUGUAGGAUCUAUAUCAGAACCUGGCCUUGGAUUACUAUCAUGGUGGAACAGCUAACAGUAAAUUUACAUGUCUCCUCAUCAUUCACGGACAUCAUUCAAUGUGAAGAAAUUAUUUCAUGUUCAAUGAAUAUAAGAUUGAAAGGGAUACUACAUGUUUAUAAUUUUGAAUAUUUAUCAUAUCAUACUCAUACCUGAUGUCAAGAUAUUCACCCAAAUUCAUGGUUUCAUGCAAUAUUUAAAAAAAAAUUGACCAUAAUAUGAUGACUUAUUUUUUUUUUUAUAAGCAUUUUAAAUGUUGAUAUAUAAGCUUAGAUUGGUUUAUAAACUGAUCCUUGAUCUACUGUUAUAAAACCAUCAUUAGUAAUAUCCUUUUAUAUGAUUCAAAGAAGAAAACUGAUGUAAAAAUUAGCUUUAUAGAGCUUUCCCAUAAAAAUUAUGUAACUAUCUGAAAUUUUCCUGUCUAAUUAGACCGUUGGUUUUCCCGUUUGAAUGGUUUUACGCUAGUUAUUUUGGGGCCCUUUAUAGCUUGUUGUUUAGUGUGAGUCAAGGCUCCAUGUUGAAGGCCCUGCAUUGACCCAUAAUAGUUUACUUUCUUAAGUUGUUAUUUGGAUGGAGAGUUGUCUCAUUGGCACUCACACCACAUCUUCCUAUAUCUAUAUAAUGUGUCUUUUUUUAUUUGAGUUAAUGUUAUAUCUCACAAAAGAUGAUAAACAAUUGUUUUUACUAUUGACUUGUCUAAAAUUGUCUAACAGAUUUAUAUGAAUGCUUGUGAUGUUUUGUCAGAUAUUAACACAUUUUUAAGUUAUCACCAAUCAAUAAAUUUAGUUUCGAAAUGAUAAAUAUUCAAAAUAAUGUUUACAGAGAGAAGCUUCAGGUAAAUACAUAAAGCUCAUAAUUAUCAUUUAUUAUUUGAUCUAUAUCUCCUUUAUAUGUGAAAGUGAGCUACCUUGAUUAGCAUAAAUGCAAAAGCUAUGUCGCUACAUGCUAAAAUAAAAAUGGACAUUAACGCUUCCUUGUUUGUCAGGUCCAAGUUCCAUACAGUUUCCAAUGAAAUUUCAUUGUUCUUGUGAUCACCAUCAAAAAGGAAUAAAUACAUAUUCUAUUCUGGUAGCAUCCUAAAUGCAGUAUAUUUUUUUUCCCUUAUUGUUUUAAAGAUUGACUGAAUAAUAAUGCCCCAUUUAUGAGCAUUAUGUUUUCUGGUCUGUGCGUCUGUACAUUCGUCCAGCUUCAGGUUAAAGGUUUUGGUUCAAGGUAGUUUUUGAUGAAGUUGAAGUCCAAUCAACUUAAAACUUAGUACACAUGUUCCCUAUGAUAUGAUUGUUUUAUUUUAAUGCCAAGUUAGAACAUAGAAAAUGAUAGUGUGCAGAUGGGGCAUCUGUGUAGUAGGGACACAUUCUUGUUUUAAUAUUGUAACCAUAAAUCUUCGAUAUGGCAGUCAAAUCCAAGCUUAAAAAAAACAUUUAUAAAGUGGUGUCAUUAUUACUUUAAUUUUGACUAUUUUGACAUAUUGUUUCAUGUAUUGGUAAUCUAUU